CUCGUGGAUUCGUGUGAAAGGCAAUACCCAUUAUUACGUGAAAUGAACUAUGUUUUGAAACUAUAUUUUUUAAAUUCGCUUUCGUUCGAACAGUUAUUAAUCAUAUAGAACUGAAAACAACGUGAUUUUGAGUAGCGGUGCAUAACACACUAUUGUGUCUGCUGGUGAUAGCUUGAGUAAUGGACGAACACUUUUAUACCAUAUGGUCCAUCUGAUUACAAACAGACAAUAGAAAAUGAUCCGUGAUACAUACAAACCGUGAAAACCAUUUUCAAAAUGGACUGGAAUACAGGCGAUUUAAUUUGGUUCGACCCAGGAGUCGGCCACUGGCUACCUGGAGAAGUACUUGAGUGCCACAAAAGUGCCAAUGUUCUCACUGUUCAAGCAAUCAUCAGUGGAAAGCCACAAAACUUCGCCCUGGCAGAAGGAGAAGGCCAAGUUAGGCGACGCCAAGACCUGGGCGUCAAAGGUGUUGAAGACAUGAUCCAGCUAUCAGACCUUCACGAAGCAGCUCUCCUAUGGAAUCUUAAAUUACGUUACGACCAUGAUCUUAUUUAUACAUACGCCGGCUCGAUUUUGAUAGCAGUUAAUCCAUAUCGAAACUUCGAUGGAAGUUAUGGCUUGGAGACUGCACAAAGCUAUAGGGGUAGAAUGAUUGGAGAUUUACCGCCACAUAUAUUUGCACUAGGAUCUGCUGCCUAUUCAGCCCUGCCUGUACCUCAAGUGGUGGUCAUAAGCGGAGAGAGUGGCUCUGGUAAAACUGAAUCCACAAAACUGGUAAUGCAAUACUUAGCUGCGGUAGCUCCUUCAGCACCGAGAAGUCAAGCACUGGUUACGGAACAAAUUCUGGAAGCUACACCUCUUCUUGAAGCCUUCGGAAAUGCCAGGACUGCGAAAAACGACAACAGCUCCAGAUUUGGAAAAUAUUUGGAGGUUUACUUUAAACAUGGAUCGAUUAUAGGUGCCAAAGUAACAGAAUAUUUAUUAGAAAAGUCGAGGAUAGUCACACAAGCUCCAGGAGAGAGAAAUUAUCAUGUUUUUUAUGAGCUGUUAGGAGCACUAAGUUCUUCUGAAAAACAAAAAUAUGGACUAAUAGAUGCUGACAAAUAUUUCUACCUAAAUCAAGGUGGGGGAGAUUGUGGACCAGGUCAUUCAGGAUCUGGAGCUGACUGGAAUGCUCUUACAAGGGCCAUGCAAGUUUUGGGAAUUGGAGAGGCCGAACAAGAGGUAGUCAUCAAGAUUUUAGCUUCAGUGUUACAUUUAGGAAAUAUAUAUUUUCACAGGCGACAAUUAAGGCAUGGUCAGGAAGGCGUGGAAGUGGGCUCGGAAGUCGAAAUCAAGUGGGCUGCUCAUCUCCUGCAAAUUUCUUCUUCGGGAUUGCAACGAGCCUUGACGUCGAGGAUAACAGAGGCGAGAGCUGAGAGAGUUUAUUCAGCGUUAACGAUUGAUCAGGCGUUAGAUGCCAGAGACGCGUUUGCGAAAUCUUUGUAUUCGGUAUUGUUUAACUGGUUAGUUACACGUAUUAAUUCCAUAAUCCAAAAGGGAGGUCUACAUGACGCUGCAAGAAUAUCUCUAUUGGACAUUUUUGGUUUCGAAAACCUCAACGAAAAUUCUUUUGAGCAACUUUGCAUAAACUUUGCUUCGGAAUCUCUGCAACUAUAUUUCAACAAACACGUUUUCAAACUUGAACAACAAGAAUAUGCCAAGGAAAGACUGGAAUGGACUAAUUUAACAUGGACUGACAACAUACCAGUGAUACACUUAUUAGGAAAAAAACCUGUCGGUAUUCUACAUCUUCUGGACGAUGAAAGCAAUUUCCCGAAAGCAUCGGACUCUUCGUUUUUAGAAAAGUGUCACUACAAUCAUGCUCUAAAUGAGAACUAUUGUCGUCCUAGAGUAGGAGGAAGAGAAUUUGGAAUAAGGCAUUUUGCUGGGCAAGUUUGGUAUUCGGUGGAUGGAUUCCUGGACAAAAAUCGAGAUGCUUUAAGACCUGAUGUUAUAGAACUCAUAGCGUCAAGUAAAAAUGACUUAAUCAGUGCUAUUGCCAAACCAUUAUUACAUCACACUCAAACUAGGACUCUUCCCAGAGGAACUAAUGGCAGAUUUGUUACUAUGAAACCAAGAACACCAACUGUUGCUGCCAGGUUUAGCGAUAGUCUUCACACACUGCUAGAAUCAAUGUCGAGGUGUAACCCUUGGUUUAUAAGAUGUGUCAAACCCAACAACGACAAAGCGCCUAUGAGAUUUGACAUGCCAAUAGUUCUGGAACAGUUGAGAUAUACUGGAAUGCUAGACACGAUUAAAAUUAGACAAUCGGGUUAUCCGGUUAGGAUGAAGUUCCAUCAUUUUGUAGAUAGAUAUAGGUAUUUAUUGACCAGGAUUCCUAGAGGAGCUCCUUACAGAGACUUAUGUAGAGCCAUUUUAGACUUGAUACCUCCUACGGACACAGAGGGUCCAGAUUACCAACUAGGAGCUACAAGGGUUUUCUUGAGGGAGAGUCUUGAACGAAAAUUAGAAUCAACCAGAGGCGAGUCCCUAAAAGGGGCAGCAGUGAUGAUACAAAAGAACAUAAGAGGAUAUCUCGCACGAAAGAAAUACAAAAAGAUUAGAACCAACGCCAUUACUAUUCAAAAACACUGGAAAGGAUACAGUCAACGAAAACGAUAUCAAGCAGUUAAAAAAGGUGUCAUUAAAGCACAAGCAUACUACAGAGGUAGGCUCGAAAGAAAGAGAUUUGAAAAAAGGAAAGCUGAAUAUAGAAGAAAAGUCGAUGCUGAGAAAGUCGCCAAAGAAAGAGCCAAACAAAGAGCUGCCAGAGAAGCGCAGCUGCAAGCUCAAGCACAAGCGCAGGCGCAAAAACAAGCCGCAGCGGCUAAAGUAUCCAACGCCAAGGUCAACAUCAACCACCUAGAAAUUCCAGCAGAACUAGCUUUUAUAUUUUCUAAAUUGGAAAAUUAUACUCCCCCUCAUACGGAGAAAAGUCUUAUGAAGGUCUUGGGUGGUGUCACAGGAUCUCCUCAACCCUUGAUUCUGCCAUCUGAUUUAGAUCAAUUUGAGUUUUCUAAAUUCUCUUCAGUAUACUUUAAAGGUGCUGAUAUGAGAAUGAAAAAGGAGCCGAUUACGGUUCCAUUUCUAUCCAAAGCAGCAGCUAGGGACGAAGAUUUUCAAGAUGCAGUUGCUCUAUUCAAACUAAUACUGCGUUGGUCUAACGAUUCCCAUUUGCACGGAACUAAAGAAAAGGCUUUAGCUGAUUAUGUCGUUCACAAAGGCUUAUCAUCAAAAGGGCUGAGAGAUGAACUGUUGAUUCAGUUGUGCAAUCAGAUAUAUCAAAAUGAUAAUUCAGAGAGAAUUUGUCAACUGAUGGCUCAUUGUUUAAGUUGUUUCCAACCAAGUCCUUCGUUGCACAAAUACCUUCUAAAAUACGUCAGCGAUCAAGUUCCGGAUAAUAUAAAGGAAACCCUUCAAAGAAAAAUAACCAGAGGCGUGCAUAAGUCACCACAUGCAAGAACGUAUCCGCCAACUUUGCUCGAAUGGAGAAGCAUACGGCAGGGGUACAACACAGCUUUAACUUUAACACUUGCGGAUAAAACCAUUUCAACCGUUAAUGUGGAUUCUUGGACCACAUGUGAAGAAGUUGCAUCUUUAGCAGUCUCAUCGCUUGGAGGAAUUACAGAAGGUUGGACAGUAGUAAUGGACGAUUCUUCGAUUCUAACAGAAGGCAGUGGUCUAGACUAUGUAUUUGACUUAGUAUCUGAAUUAGAACUGUGCCCUGCUUUCCCCAUACCUAAAUCAACGAAACUCAAAUAUGGUUCUAAGCGACAAUCAAUUGUAGAACCAGAAAGCCAUAUCACCUCACACUCCCCUGCCAGACCUCAAGUUCCACCACCCGAACCACCAAUGAUGAAUAAGGAAAGAAAAAUUUCAUCCAACAGACACUCCACACCUAUACCAGUACAGCCACCAUCUAGAAGCGUCUCAAGAAAAUCGUCAAAAGAAAUUCAAGAAUUUUCUAGACCUUCUCACAGAGAAAUUCAGCCCAACGUAUCACCUUCAUCAAGAAAAACAUCUCAUGAAGCUUUAUCUAGAAAUUCAGCCUUAAAUGAAAGAUAUUUUGACAUUGAAAAAGUUAGAUCUAGAAGUUUGGAUAAUCUACUAAGUGAACCCGAACCAAGUCCGUUGGCAGAUCUGGGAUUAAGUCAAUCUUCUAAGCUUAACGAGAGAUAUCACUCAGUAGAACAACUUAGUUUAAUCAAACCAGUAAUUGCGAACCAGAACUAUCUUCCCAAACAAGAAGAAUUCGAAUACCCUGAUGUAUCUAGCGUGAGUACUUCACACAGAGGAGGUCCUAGGUAUAUUAAAUCAGCUUAUGCGGGUAAAAAAGCUCCUCCCGGCUCGCAUUCGAGCAAAGCUUAUAUUGAAAAAUCUGAGUUUAUUGGUAUAAGAAGCUCAGCUAUGUCAGAUACUAGCGAAGCUCCCAGUUUAGCCAGUCACGUAAGGAGGGUAAGAGUACCUAGCCAAGCUUCAGACGUGGAUCAAUUUUUGGACGAGUUAUUCAGUCCUGUUUUAGAUGGUAAUCUGGAUGAAUUAAGUGAUGCUAGAUCAGUUGCUGCAAGUGUAAAAGGAGGCACCUUUAACCAAUUACCUCGUUUAAGAGUAGAUGUUGAUCAGGUUGAGUGUGAUCAUGAAAUUUUAGAUAAAUUUUUAGACAACGUCUUGGAAAAUAUAGAAUGCAAUGAUGUUGGUAUGUCGAGAACCAGUAGCAUUGUAAAAAGAGUGAAAGGUGGAGGAGUCACAACAUGUGAAGAAUCAGAUAUUCAAAGGAAAAAUAGAAGCCUUGAUGACUUUAUAGAUAACGUUUUGGAUAACAUUGAAUUAGAAAAUGUGGAUAUGUCUGAAACAAAUAAAAUAAUGCCUAAAGUUAAAGGAGGCGGUGAAAAAUUAAAAAAGGAAAACAAAGAAAACAUUGUGCUAGAUAAAGAAGUUGAGAAUUUGACAAAUAUACCUAAUGGAAAUAAUGUUGAUGACUAUAUAAGUAAUCUUUUUAAUCCAAUAUUUAUUAACGACAGUGUAAAGGAUCUUACUGAAAAAAUGAAUUUAGUUGACAGCAUUAAAGGAGGAGGAACAACAAAAAGUGAUGCCAGCACUUCGAGUUUUACUCUACCAGCAAUUCCGCCUCCUAUGGUAAAUUCAUCAUUAAUGAUGCCUCUUCUCAGUCCAACACAAGAAGGUAUGAUGCCUCUUUUUAAUAUACCAGGUGUUGGCAUGAACGGAAUGCCUCAAAAUGGUACUGAUAUAUCAUCGUUCCAACAAAAUUUACAACGAGCUUUCUUGCAGUCUGCAAUGGCUCAAAAUAUUCAGAUCCAGCAACAACUUUUAGCCCAGAAUCAAGCUCUUCAACAAUUAUUAACUCAACAAAGCUCUUUAUCCAGUGAAGUUAAUGAGUCUGUAACAACUACAGUCAAAGCACAAGUGCAUCAAUCUAGCACCUUCACUACAGGGAAUAGAAAAUUAAGCUUCAAAUCAGGAAAUAAUAGAAAGUCUAGCUCUCCAAAUAUAGACUUUAAAUCCCGCAAAGCGAGCUUAGAAUCAACCAUCAGCGUAAUGAGUAAAAGUGGAAUACCUCCCCCACCACCUCCCCCAAUGCCUCCACCACUGGAAGCCACCGAUCCAAAUGAAGCAAGGCCAUUUUUGGAUCCAUACGGACGAGCAAAAACAGUUCGUAUAGGCAAAUGGAGGUGGCCACCACCAAAAGAUAGCACAAGUCAAGAGACUAGUGAGGAUUUUAUGCAUUUUAAAAUGAGGCAACACCAACGUAAAGUUACUCCAAAUAAAGACCAAUCAAUGACAGUAGUAAAUGGACAUAACGGACAUAGCCAUGGGAAAAAUGAUAAAAGUGCCGAAUGGGAAGAGAUCGAGUAUGAACCACUACCCAGAGAAACUGAAAAAACUAACAAAGCUAAUGGCAAAAGAGUGUUUGAAAUUGGAGCGGCAAGACCUUCACCUGGUUCAGUUGGUAAAUUGAAACUAAGUUCUGAAAUGAAGAAAAGGUUAGAAAUGGUAACAGCCAACCAUUCUGUUAGAUCUUCAAGUAGUACUGAUAAGCCUGCUAGAACUGUCAAUAAACUGGAGGAUACAAGAAAAAUGAUGCUGGAACAACAGCUUACCGGUAGGUGGGGUGACGAUUCAAGAGAUAAUAGUGGAAAAUCUAGUCCUGAGAGUCCCGUAAAUAAUGGUAAUAAGUCACCUACUUCUCAAAGUUGGGGUAGUUCGAACUGGAAACCAGGCCCUCCUCCUCCCCCAGUGGGUCCAACUUCUUUACCUCCAGCUCCUUCUGGUCCAGCACCUCCUCCACCAGUCAUCCGUCCUCAAAAUCAUGCGCCACAGGCAGAACCUAUCAGAGAGUCUUCCUUCAUGACUCAAAGACAAGAUAGGGAUACUUUUGGUGUUCACCAAAACUUGAUUAACCAGAAUAAUUCCAAGAGGAAUUCCUUUAGUACAAACUGGGAUGUUCAAAGUAAUAUAACGCACGAUACAACGGAUGAUGUUCAUGAGUGGACCAAAGAUAAAAGGGAAAAUCGCAGAGACAGUUGGGAUUUAGGAGAAACCACAACAAAUACUUCAAUAGAUGCCAAAUAUACAGUAGAUAUGUGGGAUAGAGAUGAAAUCAAAUUUGAGAAAACUAGAAAGUUUAGGAAAGUAUCAGAGCAAGAAUCCGUCGAACGACCUCCAACCUUCAAAACCCAUAUGCUGUCGAAAAGUGCUCAAGAACGGGAAAAGAAGCAUUCCACUGGAUCUGUGCAGCUAAUAGAUAAAAUUGAAAGAAAUGAAGUUCAUGAUUGGCCAGAAUUCAUGCGUCCUAUACAGACACCACCAUCAAAAUCACCAGUUACACCUCAACCUACCCCACCAGAGAAAGAAAAAUCUCCUAAAAUUGCAGCCCCGAGUCUGUUGCCACCAGGAACUACAGCUUGUGUUACUUACAACAGAGUACCAUGGGUUCUGAGAGUACGCAAAGAAGUAUUUGCUCCUUCGGAACCUCUUGGACACUUAACAACAAUGAACCUGAUAUUUUGCCAAGUCGCAAUGGAUGUGUAUGGGAUAACUCCGUGUAUAAGGUUGUCACAGACUGAAAAAAGAGCAGGUGUUAAUAUGUUAUCAGGAUACGGAGUAACUGCUGAAAACUUUAAUACGAAUCAUCGUGCCAAUGUCAAGAGGACUGUCAUAGAGUUGGCUAGGACGUGGCCAUUGUACUUUGCUAGAUUAUUUCCAGUUUCGGGUGCUGCUCAGCUAUCGGAUAUUCAGUUCGUAGCAGUAUCCCAUUGGGGCAUCCAUUUGGCCAAACGAGAACAAAACUCCCUUCAAGUGUUAAAAUCUUAUCCGCUAUCGGAGAUCUCCACAUGUACGGCUCCUCGCCCAACGAACAUAAUUCUAGAUGUGCCACAGGGUAAGCUGAACUUGUAUACUCCAAGAGCCCAGCAGCUUUCUGAGAUGGUUACUAAGUUCUGCGGAGAGCAUCGAAAGAUUCAAUCAAAAUCUCAUUGGGAAGUCUCAUCUCCACAGCGAACCCGUUCACCGCCUGUAGAUUCCUUUGAGAGCGUCAGUACAACUAACUUUAAUACCACAAGUACCAAAUCUAGGACUGUUGUUCAGGAAAGUUCUCCUAAGCAUCAUCCAAGGGACUCCAGAGGAGAUGGAGCUCAAUCACCAAGCAGUCCAACGCCCCCUUCGGGCAGAUAUUCUCUGUUGCAGUUUGCUAUGCAUAACUUCCGACAGUCUGCAGAAUUGGAAAACCUGAAAAUGGACUCUAUGGCAAAACCAAAAGACAAAAGAAAAGAAUGGACGUGGAAACAACACACUGAUCUAAUAAAAUGGCAGGGAGUCCCUAUUGACGGUUCAUUGUUGAGGCUAGAAGACCCGGAAUUAUCGGCAUUAUCCAUCGAAUGUUUCGAAUGUAUACUAAGGUACUGUGGAGAUCUGCCUUUAAUGCCAGAUAUGUCCGAAGUUAAAUGCGUCUACACAGUUUUAAUGCACUGCCACAAAUUCAUCCAACUUCGCGAUGAAGUCUACUGUCAGCUAAUGAAACAAACCACCAGCAACAAAUCACCGCAUCCAGAAUCAUGCCAACGAGCCUGGCGACUGCUAUCUAUAGUAGCAGCCUACUUUGCGUGCUCUGACGUUCUUCUUCCCUUCCUUAUGGAGCAUUUGACGAGUGCCGCUAAUGACCGGAGACGGAUCUGUCACGGAACUGCAGCUGUGUGUUUGUCUAAUCUAAGGAAGACCCAAAGAUGCGGUGGAAGAAAGAACGUGCCUUCGGUAGAAGAAGUGACGGCGGUCAGUGCUGGUAGGAGUGCUAGGAGACAAAUAUAUAGGUUACCAGGUGGUGCUGAAAGGGUUGUUAAUACAAGGUGUAGCACAGUGGUAGCUGACGUAAUCAGUGAGUUGUGCGGCCUCAUCGGCGUUACCAGUGAAGUAGAACAACAAGAGUUUAGUCUAUACUGCAUAGUACAAGGUGACGCGUUUACCAUGCCUUUGGCCGCUGAUGAAUAUAUCUUGGAUGUUACUACAGAACUACAUAAAGCUGCUCAACCAUUUUAUCUAAUAUUCUGCAGAUCGGUAUGGUACCAUCCCCUUAAACACGAUUCUAGUCCACUGUAUACAGAAGUUUUAUUCAAUCAAGUAGCGCCAGAUUAUUUAGAAGGUCUACUGCUCAGAUUAGGCAGCCCAAAUUUACCGUCUAGCAUAGUAAGAGAUAUGUCUUUAAUAGCCGCUUUGCUUCAUAGAGCUGCAGAUCUUGGCCACUCUCCAAAUCUGAAGGAAGUGAAGUUUUUAUUACCCAAACCAGUUUUGGCGCUUAGAGAACCGAGACCUGCUCAAUGGUUAGCUUUGGUGCAAACAUCAUGGGGACAAGCUGCAAAUCUUCCAGUCUCUACUGCUAAGUAUCGUGUGCUGCAGGUUCUGAGUAACUGGUCGCUUUUCGGCAGCUCCUUCUUUGCUGUCAAACGAGUCAUUGGUGAAAGCGAUAAUUCACAGGAGCACAUCUUAGCGCUAAAUAAGAAUGGAGUACAUUUCUUGGAUAUGAAUACUCACGAAACCAUUCACCACUGGCCUUAUGCGGAAGUUAUUAGCACAAGAAAGGUCAGAUCAGAAGAUGGGGCAUUAUUUUUGGACAUGAAAUGUGGUAACCUGCUGCAACAAAGAGUUACAAGGCUGCAAACUGAGCAAGCGCAUGAAAUAUCGAGACUCGUCAGACAAUACAUCAAUUUGGAACAGGAACAUAGUACGAGACUUCAUAGUUAAAAAAUUAGUUAAAAGUACAAUAUUUUUUAGUAAUAUGUUAAUAUUUAAAUAGUCCAUUUACCCACGGUAUUUGCUCCAAAUUUUAAAAAACCGCUUGGAUUGACAUGAAAUACGUACACAUGGCUGACAUGUCAAAGAAAAAAAAUAAUAUUGUGCCGAUGUGUGUUUUUGUUCUGCGGGUUAGUCAAAUCCCCCUUGUAGGGGGUGAAAAAUAUACGUUCAAAAUAAGUCCGAAAGUGGUACAUUGACCAAUUCUACAACAUUUCUUCUAGAAGGUUUUUCACUUAGUCAAUACUUUUCGAGAUAUUUGCUAGUGAAUACAAAUAUGUUCAUUUUUCAACACAAGAACCACGUUUUUCGACGGUUUUCCGUAAAUAACUCAAAAAGUAAAUAUUUUAUAAUAAAAAACUUUGUUACCAAAAAUAUAGCUUAUCUAUAAAAAAGGGAAAAAAUGGUUUGUCUGUGAGGUCUGUAGAUCCAGUAGAUGCAGAGUUGUAUAUAGGUAAUGAAAAAUAGGCUCUUAUUCGUCAAAUUCCAAAUCAAACAUUUCAACGUAAAAUAACCAAAAAAUUAAGCACUUUUCGGCGAGAACUCAUCAUAACUUUUUUAAAGUGUUUAGGAAAAGAUUUAUUUUUGUUUCUUAAAAAAGUUUCUAGCAUCAAAAGUAAGCAAUUUACGCUCAAAAUUGGUACGUUGAUCCCUUUUUUGUUAAAAAUAUCGUGAAAAUCAUUCCCUAAUUUACAUUCCAAAUGAAAUUAUUCGUUACUGCUUUACAAGUUACUUUACUUAUGUAUUGUAAUUUAUACAUGAUUUAUAAGUUUAAUUGUUUCAAAGUCAUAUUUUUGAAAAAAUUUGGUUUUAAAGUAAAGUUUUUUUAAUUUUGAAAAAAAAAAUGCAUGUUUUUUUUUAAAUAGGUACCCUAAAAUUUUUAUUGAGCUUUAUUUUAAGUGUAAUUUGCUUACUUGAUGCUAGAAUAUUUUUUAAAAAACAAGAAUAAACAUUAUUUUAAACACUCUAAAAAAGUUGUGAUAAGUGUUUCCCGAAAAGUGCUUCACUGUUUGGUUUUUUUUCACGUUAAAAUAUUCGAUUUGGAAUUUGACGAAACCUAUUUUUCAUUAGCUACAACUUUGCUUCCUCUGUAUCUACAGAUCUCAUACAUACACUAUUUUUUUCAUUUUUUUAUAAGCUAUAUUACUGAUAUGAAUAUUUUUUCGGUAAAAUACUUACGUUUUGAGUUAUUUGCGAAAAACCGUCUAAAACGUUUUUUCUUUGUUGAAAUAUGAACAACUCCACUCUCAAAUAUCUCGAAAAGUAAAUUUUUUUUACCGCCAAGAAGGGGUGAAAUUCACCCCUAGGACAAAAGCACACAUCGGCACAAUAUCACUUUUUGACAUCUUAGCUAUGUGUACGCCAAAUUUUAUGUCAAUCUAGGUAAUUCUUCAAAAUUCGGAGGAUUUGCAAUAUUUUACCGUGAGUAAAGGGACUAAAACAGGAUUUGAAGAAUGCGUCGUAAGCUCAAAUAUUAGUAACGAUUUAAAUAUACAGAGGUCAGUUAUGUACCGCUGAUUUAUUUUUAUAGUCAUCUAUUCAGUUAAAUUUGAAUAGUAUUCGAUAAAGUCAAAAUUUCUAAAAUCUUGGAAACGUAUCUAAAAGUAUACGUCCAGUAAUCAUAAAAAACGAAAUACUUUAUUUUCUAGUUUCAAUUAUUGUUGAAAUUAUAUUAUUUAAAGUUAAAUACCUUUAUUCAAAACAGCUCAUAUAUAUACAAACACAUUUUAUACCAAUUGAGGAAAAGAAAUUUGAAAUAAAUACUCAAAGAUGAUUGGACUUUUAUAAAUUUGUAAACCUUGAGGUAGCUUUUAAGAAAUUCUAAUUCAAUUAAACCCAAUUUGAUAGCAUCAAAUGUAGACAUACAUGAAAAACUUCCAAAACUAAUUACUAGAUAAUACAGUAAUGAGGGCGCUAAUAACCGGCAAAUUAGCACAAAAGAUAGAAAACGUAUUAAGUUGUGAGAUAAAAGAAAUGAAACUAGUCGAGCUGGGAAAUUUAGCGAUAUUAACCUAAAAAUUUACAUUAUAUUGAUUGUUUCCCACCUUUAGACGUAUCGGACGAGUUACCAUUGUCACAGUGACAGUUUUAAUUGACCUACUCAUCUGAUACGUGUAAAGGUGGGAAACAAUUAAUAUAAUGUGAAUUUAAAUGUUAAUAUCGCUAAAUUUCCCAGCUUGACUAGUUUCAUUUCUUUUUAUCUCACAACUUAAUAUGUUUUCCCUCUUUUGCGCUAUUUUGCCGGAUAUUAGCACGGUCAUCACUGUAUACUACUACUACAUGUCGGUUUAUAACGUUCCCCGCCAUUUUUCUUCCAAUCGCCACUUCAGCCGGUUGUUCCAUAGGUCCUCUUAUAUGUUUCUUUCUCUCAGCUCGUCGUCUAUUCCUUCCUUUUCUUCUGGUUGUCAUUUUAGUAUUUCCUUUGAUAUUCGUUGUUCAUGCAUUCUUUGUGUAUGUCCGAACCAGAUAAGUUGUUUUGUUGAUUAGUCAUCCGUGAUUGAUUGUUUGAUUCCCAUUAUUUUUCUAACGCGUUCGUUGGUAAUCCUUUCUCUCCCAGAUCUUGCUGCUACUCUCCUCCAAAAAUCUAUUUCCGUUACUCGCAGCGUUGCCAGUAUUCUUUAUUUCAGUGACCAAACCUUGCAACUGUAGAUAAAUUGGUACUUUUCACUGUAGACUCACAUAUCCUCUUUUAAUUUUCUUUGUUGGUGUAUUGGUCCCAUAAAAUACUGUUUAACAUUGUGAUGGUUUUUCUACCUGCCGUAUUUCUUUCUCAUAUGACUUUGUCUAAUGUUCCAUCGUGCGAAAGAUUGAUACCUAAUUUAUAUCCUUUAUCGUGGUUAUGUCGAAGAAUAUGUUUAUCGUCUAAUUUAGAUUCUGAUAGUAUAUACGUGAUAUUUUGGUACAGUGCUUUGUUAAAUGCGUUGUCUAAAUCAAUAAGAUACUCGUACUCGUAAAACAUAGGCGUACCAGAACAACAUCAAUACAGGUCACUGACUGUGACCUAAGCAUUCUUGUCUGUAGUCAUUUCAAUUGUGUAAAUAAGCAAAUGGUUAGAUUCAAUUUGUAUGUCCGAAAUGUCUACCUGGCUCAUUCUUUGAGAAUGAUUAGACCAUAAGACUCUUAUGGUUUACGUUUUAUGCUAUGAUUUUUUUUACAAACAAUUUCACAUGUUUUUUUUUAAUUCAAUUAGGAAUGCCUUCUUCUUCUUCAUGUGACAUCUCCUCUAAGAAGGUCGGCAAUCAUCUUGGCAAUUUGCACUUUCGAUACCGCUGCUCUAAGGAGAUCAGUAGAAGUGCAGUUAAACCAAAGCUUGAGAAGGUCGAGACCCUUUAAGGGCUGCUAUGUUAAUGUUGAUGAUGCUAAUGAUGACGAUUGAAGAACAUUUAGGUUGCACUAGUAUAUAGAAGGAAGGAGAAGGCUUAAUAAAAAUAUUUAGUAAAAUCUAUUAUCAUUCUUCAGUAGUUUCUUGAAUGUGGUUGGUUAAUAUUUGAGGUUGGUUAAUAUAUUAUAUUAAUUUGAGUUUUAAUGGUUUAAUGGUUGGAAGUAAACAAAUUAAGCCUUUAUAUUACAUAUUUGUUUUCUUGUAUGUCUAUCUUUAAAUGUUAUACUCGUAUCUCAAAGGCAGCAAUUUUAUAUUUACAAUCCAAUCUCAACAAUAUGUAAAGGUUAUAUUUGAGAAAAAGUUAAAUGUUUAUGUUAUAUGUUACGUGUUAAAUAUUUAUUUCAUAAUUAUAUAAAGUAUAAGUCACCAUGUAAAAUACUAAUGUUCUGUUAGGAAAUGAUAUUAUUUUAAGAUACCUAUGAAAAGUAUAUUCUGACAAUUAUUCGUAUCAAACAUUUGUCUUAGGUUCAUGUAUUGUAUGAUACAGUUUAAUAACAUCAAAAUUUGUACAACCAUAGAUCCAUUUUGAUUAAUCUGAUUUAUAGUUUAGAUAGAUAGGAGAUUCUAUUUGUUUUUUUUUCGAUAAUACUUUUGUAAUUAUUGUUUUUCUAUUUUAAAAUUUGUUACAUAUUUCCCCCGUAGUGGUGUAAGAAAAUAAGCAAUAAAAAUAUUUUAUAAUC
This is a messenger RNA of Diabrotica virgifera virgifera (western corn rootworm), 13407 nucleotides long. RefSeq names its product unconventional myosin-XV. The transcript is spliced from 23 exons. Gene Ontology annotation, molecular function: protein binding; cytoskeletal motor activity; ATP binding. The coding region runs from base 277 to 9297 and encodes 3006 amino acids. Gene Ontology annotation, cellular component: myosin complex; cytoskeleton. NCBI's taxonomy places the organism in Eukaryota, Metazoa, Arthropoda, Insecta, Coleoptera, Chrysomelidae. The record is from RefSeq and is a predicted model, not a curated record.